AUAAUUUGGAAUAUUGGCAAAAUUGUAUUUAACAAAAACAGAAGAGAUCCGCAAUUAGAUAAUGGAGGCCUGUAGUGUGUGCCUAAUUUUGUGAAACAGUUUGUUAUAAAGUUUGAAUACUACGAGGUUAUUUAUUGCUAUUGGGUUGUUAUUUCAAACAUCUUCAUGAUCUUGCUACACACUGCGUUGUAAUUCAAGGAAGAAUGGAGAGUUCCGUGUGUUCAACACAGUCAAGUUUGGCAUCACAACCAAGUCUGGUUGAAGACGUGUUCCCCAAAACCCCCCCGGCAACGGGCGAGCUCAGCGAAGAGAAGAAGGAGCCAGCAUCGUCGCUUCGUCCUAAGACUCCAAGCUCACCGGACCCCAACUGCGCGAUAUGCCUGGGGAAACUGCAGAACACUUCGUUCACAGACAGCUGCCUGCAUCAGUUCUGUUUCACGUGCUUGCUCGAGUGGUCUAAGGUUAAACCAGAGUGUCCUUUGUGCAAGCAAACUUUCAAAUCCAUCAUCCACAAUGUACGAUCCAUCGAGGACUAUGAUCAGUACCACUUGCAUCCAGCUGAGACAAAUCAUCGCAUGUGGUCUGCUCUUGAUGUGGAACUGCGCAGAAGGCAUUCCAUGUUGGCUGUGGGAAUGUGGCACACACCAACGCUUCUUCACGAGCGAACAUUCCGAGGGUUCUUGCCUGGAGAUGAUGCGGUUAUCCCCUCCAUGAGCAGAGUGCCUUUGUUCAGACUGAGGGAAGUUGUGACUGCUGAGUUCCGACGCAGCAUCUACGAGCGCAACAUGUGGGCGGAGCCUCUGUCCGAUGUGACUGGUCGUUUCCGAGAGUGCACUGCAGAAUUUUUCAGGCAAAACGAAGCUUCAGUUCAUCGACUUUUGCCAUGGGUGAAUCGAGAAUUGGAUGCAGUUCUCUGGAAUGGUGUAAAUAAAACACACGUGAUGGAACUAAUUCUCAACAUGUUGCGGCGAUACAACAUCCGCAGUUCUGAAUUUCGUGUUCAGUUGACACCGUACAUCAGAGGGUACACCACCCACUUCCUGCAUGAGUUCUACAACUUUGCUCGUUCUCCUUACGACAUGAUUGGUUUUGAUCGAUCUGUUACUUACGGUCGCGCCGGGCAGACAGCACUCGAAAUACUCACGAGCUCUGAUGAGAGCGAUGGUGAUGUCAUGGUUCUUUCAUCACCGGGGAGGUCUGCAGCAGUCUCGCCAGAGUUGUUGUCGGUGCGCGUAAACAGGACCCCGGCCGUGGUGGCAGGAUCGUCUCGACAAGCAAAUGCCACAUUCGAGCAGGCGAUGGAGCAGCUGGCACGACGCAUGGUCGAGCAUGAGGCCGCUUUGAACAGUGACAGCACAGUAGAUCUGGAAGUGAACGAUGCGGAUAGUGACUGCAUGAUUGUUGGGUACGUGAAACCAAGACACGAGAGAACACCUGAAAUAAUAACGCUGGCUUCGGAUGAAGAACUUGGUGUAAACCAACCCACUGUUGAAGAAAUCCCAAGGCUUUUAUCCCAUUCUUUUAAUUCCACGACCGGCUCGGAAUCAUCAAGUGUUUCGCAGGCUUCCGAUUCUGAUUACUGUCCGCCAAAAAGUCGCUCAAAAUGUAGGAAAAAGAAAAUUACAAGGAAAUGCCAAAAAGAAUCCAAAACUGCAGAGAAGGAAAAACCGAGCAAAAGUUAUAGACAUGCAGUUCACAAAAGUCGCAAAUCUACAUCAUCAGUGAGUAAGACAAAGAAAUUAAAAAAAUUAAAGGAGUUAUUUUCUAGUUCUUCAUCUUCACAAUCCUCUUCAUCAUCAGAUGAAGAGUUACAUGUGAAAAAAAGGACUCGGGGUGAUGAUAAGGCUUCACAUUACAAGGGCACGUGGCAUGUAAAAUUGCGGGGAGCCACACACGAUGAGGAAGCCGAGACUCACAGAGAUCACAAUUACAUGAUCAGUCACAAUCCACCGUAUUCUAAGGAAGAAAUAGAUAAUUUGCAGCAGCAAAGUGUUAGGAAUCCCCCGAAACUGAAGAGCAUUGUAAUAACACGCACCUUUCCUGAUACCUCACCAUCUGUGUCUGGCAGCUCAUCUUACCACCAGAGCCACACAUCAAGUUCCAAACAUAGUCACAGCCAUCGAAGUUCGCGUAAGAGAAGUAAACACGAUAAGAAUAGAAGUGGGAAAAGUGAAAGAAGACAUCUCAGAUUCUCUUCAUCGGACACAUCUGCCUGUAGGUUAAAGUUGAGAAAGUUGUAUUCAUCUGAGAGUGAUGACAGCUCUUAGUUGGAAACUGCCUUUUUUUUGUACAGACUGCAGCUGCUAAUGGUUGUGACUACUGUUGGUUUCAGCUGAGUCAAAGAAAACAAUAAUACUAUUCAUAAAUUGUGCUUCAGAAAGAGACACUUGGUGAAUGGGUUGUACAGUAAGCGUAAGUACGUCAUCUUGAAAUUGGUUUCUUUAAUGCAUAAAAAUCUAUGAUUAAACUGCACAAUGAUCAGCUCCAAGAAAAAGUUAUAGAAUGAUUUUAUAGAGAUGCCGGAAUCUGUGUACAUUAUUGUAAAUAAAGAAGGAGAAAACUGAAAAUAUUGUGUUCGUGCCAUUGCAUUGAUUUGCUUGGCACAAUUUGUCUCGUAACUUAAGGCACAAAUACUAAGACUAGGUAUAGUUAAACCAAUUUUAGUCGCGCAUGUAAACAUUUUAGCAUUAUAAUGGUACAUACAUUCUUCUGUGCCUGUUUUUGUAAAUAUCAUGCUGGUUUUUUGCGUGCUUAUAUUUUGCUGCAGUGUUGUGAGUUAUGUUUAUUUUAAAAUUAAGAUGUGGGGAAUUGAUAUAAGUUAGGUAGUAUUUAUUUAUUGUUGAUUUCCAUUAAAAAAUUGUUUUUGUAUAAGCUGCUGAACUUAAUAAUUGUAAACUUGUAUCUUGCCACUGGAAGACAGUGAAUUAACAGCCAUGGGAACAGCUUAGGUGGGGGGGGGGGGGGGGGGGGGGUGGAGAAUUUCAGCAGGUGUGACAGAGGGUCAAGAGAACACUUUGGAAAGCCGAGAAGGGGAGUCAGUCAGUUCACUGCAGCUGCUAGCCAAUACACCCCCUCCCCUCCUAUCAUCCUCCCAGGGGGCAACCAUUCAUCACAGCACAUUCUUUCCUUUCUGACAAUUGGCUUUUGAACUACAGCUAUAAACCUCUUUUUUUCUUCUAAUUCCUGCUUCCUGUUUAAAAAAAAUGCCCUGUAAAUCACUCUACUGACAAAAGUGGUACCAGAAAAGCUGUAGUAGAUAUGGUAUGCAUUUACUAAUUGAAAUUUUAUUUUAGUGUGUUAGAAUUCUGAUUUUUACCCCAUAAAGUAUUUUUCUUAAACUUAUCAAAAGGUUUGGGGUGCAUUAUGUUCAGGUAGAUAUGGUAUAUAGAUUGCAUAAAUGCUUCAUCUCCCAAGAGCAUAUGCAACAUGAGCAACAGUGAAAAUCAGUUAUUUUAGAGCUGCAUAUUUUUGCUGUAUUGUUCCAGUGAUUCAUAUAGUCAAACAUCAUAAUUUAUAAUCACUAUUUUUUUUUACAUUGUGCCCUGUCAUAUAUAAAUUAUUUGAAACAGUGUUGAUUAUAUCUGCAGCGAAAGUAUUUGUAUAUAUAAAAAUAAAUAUAGAUUGGGCCAAUGAGUCUUUUCAUAAGUUCACGUAUCUUUUAUAUUAAAAACUAACCAAAUAUUUUUAAGACAGCAGUUUUGAAAGCCCUUAAAUAUGGUAUUUUUUGCAAGAGUGCAUGUGAGUGAGAAUGCAUGUUAAUGAGAGUGUGAGGGAGAAGGAAUGAGUGUGCGAGAGAGUAAGUGAGGAAGUGUAUCAGUGAGAGAGUGUUGAGUGAGGCUGAGUGCAUGGGACUUGGAAACGUCCAGUAUGAUUUUGAGGAGAGGGUGUUAUUUACCUUUUUUUACCUGUUGGCUGUUAAAACAUAUGUGCAUGAUCUUCAUCUACAUUUCACACAGUUGCACUACUUACCUUGGAUGAAAGGAAAUAUCCUUUGAUGAAAAUGGACUUACGCAUAAUCUGACUACCCUUAAAAACAUUGUAAUACCUAUAUUAUAUGUCUUUAAAUUUUAUCAACUGAAAUGUUAACCAUUGGAGACUAUGUAUCUUUUUUUUUUAAAAAAACAGUGAUGAAUUUAAUUUACCGGCUAAUCUGGCUGCGAAACUGUGUUCGUUUCACGCAAGACUAAAAAUAGUGGACAAUAUACCUAGUCUUUAUAGUGCCCUAUUGUAACUAGCAGCAACACCGUUUCAGUUAGUUUUCUUUACUUUUGUGAUGAGCUCUCAUUCUGCUGCCACAAAUGCAUGCAUUCCAGUUUCAUAGAGUAUCGUGCCUUUGGCUCAUAGGUCACGACAUAAUGGGCUUCAGAAGAUGUGUAAUAGCUAGAGGCAAGAUUUUAUGGUGUUAUUAUAAGGCAAAUUUCAUUUUUAAAAAAACAGAUUUCGGUGUUAUCGGUUUUAUUAUGGAAGACUUUUAUAAGCGAUCCGAUAACUUAUCUAAUGUAUUUAAAAAAAAGUAUUUAUGCAAAAGAGAGAUUAAUUAUUUUUAAUGCAUAAAAACACAUUGCAAAAUAUUAAUAAAAUAAUGAAUGACAUGUGUUACAUUUACAAAAUGGUGAAAUUUGAAUCUUAAACUAAUGAACUCCAAACUUUGAAAAUAACUUAAUAAACUGUAACAUGGUACAGUUAAUUGGGAAAGGUAUGUUAAAUUACAUUCAUUGUAUUUGUACUUCUUUCGUAGCCAAUCUGCAGUUGGUAGGUCACCACCAACCUUUACACACUCUUGAAACCAUGCUCUAAGUGCAGGAUUUCCCAAUUUCUCCACCGGGAUAUUUGCUGAAACAAAGGCUUCAGUUGUUUUUAUGAUAAAGUCUUCUUUAUCAUUUUUGGCCUUUUUCAUUGUAACUCCCGACUUGGCAAUAGAAACUUGCCUUUUUGUGGGUAUCCCACUCUUUUUACACCUUUUAUGUUUUUCACUCGACACAUGUUUCACCAAAGUAUAGUGUCUUUCAUGUUCGAGCCGGCAGUUGCAAAAUUUACACAUCAAAUUACUUUCACACAUGUAAAAACCUUCACCAACAAACUCCUUAACCCUCUCGUUUGCCGAGACUUUAUUCUUCGGUAUUAUGAAAUAUUUGUGUUUCAGAAUAAUUUACAUUGAUUUGCCAAAGCAAAAUUCAACAAGCCUAAGUUUCAAACCGCUUGAAAUCAUACAAUAUAAACUGAAAAUAGUACCGUUUGCUGGUUUCGUGAAAUAAACAACAAACAAAACUUCAGUUUUGGAUAGUCUUAGAUAUUCACGUAACUAAAAAAAAUAAUUUCAACACAAAUAAAACAUGCUACACUAGCGUUUCUUGCGGUCUAAUGCGUCAAAUUGGUAUCGCAACGUCCAAAUAUACGAAAAUUGUUUCGUGUGUUCACUUCACCAUCACGCGUCAACCAUGUAGUCUUUGGUGGAACUUCUGAACUUGUGGCAGCAUAGAACAUACAUCUAGUAAAUUAAGGUUAUGUUGCGGACUUCGGCAUAUUUCGCAUUAUUUCACGGACUUCGACAUAUUUCGUUUUAUUUCGUGUGUAUAACCAAAUUUCGGUGUUAUUUCGUUUUAUCGCGAUUCACCAUAAAAUCAUGCCUCUAGUGAUAGCCGAUAAGUACUUACCUUGGUAUACUAUUUGUGUUCAUCCAUACUUUCCAUUACUUGUUAAUUUGCUGUAUGUUGGCUAACAUUUGUUACUGUUGCAUUGACAGUCACAUUUCCAAACAUGUAAUGCAUUCAUUGGUAAAUUACUUCAUUACUAAUUUAUAAGCCAUUCAAUAUAAAUCAAAUGCUUUAUAAGUGAAAUUUUUAUUUCAGUGAAUUCACUGCUACCUAAUGAUUAAUCAGCUAAUUUUUUUUUUUUUUAAUGCUCUAUCCACACUAAAAGUGGCAAUCAUUCAGCAUGUGCAAAUUUGCACUUGGAUGCAUUUUAGAACUGAGUACAAAUAACUAGUUUCUGAUAUUUGGCUUUGCAUAUAAAUGCAGACUUACAUUUUAUUUAUUUAUUUAGUGGCUACUAACCCGUUCACUGCUAUUGACGAGGGUAGGAGCUCACUAUGUUGUUGCUAAGCUCUGUUUGUAGGUGUUGCACCCUCUGUGCUGAACUAAUUUUUUAUGAAAUCAUGGCAAAGUUAACAUUUUAUAUAUAAUCUUUAUUUUUGGAAUUUUAUUAUUUUCAAUUGCAGUUUUUUUUUUAAUUUUUAAAUUUUUUUUUUUUUAAUAAUUUUUUGUGUUCUUAUGUUAUCUUUUAUAUAGAGGCAUAUGUACAUUAAAUAAACCACAAAUCUUCAAAAGUUUGCUUUUGUGUGGUAUAUCUCAAAGCAAGGCAGAAUACAUAGUGAAGCACCACAGGUCUUGCAGCAGUAGCGAGUUUCCUUACGUUUCUUGUUCUUUGUGCAUACUAUACAUUUUCUUGUUGGAUUUUUCUUAGACGUCAUCUCUAAUACUGAUGGGAAAUGUCUUCCGACUAGUCUGGUUGGAUGUUCUUUAUUUGAUCGCCUGCUACUUUGAACAGUUUUGCUCCACUUUGAAUGUUUUUCGAGAAUUUCUCUUAUGAGAGCAAGCUGAAAUUGGGCUAUUGUUACAUUUUUCCCUGUCACCGUUUUGUACAAAAUAUAAGAAUUCAGUACUGCAAUGUCUAGGAGGUGAAAGAAAACCUUCUUGUACCAUUUUACAGAUUUUCGUACACUCUCGAUACAGGUGAUGAUCACGUCAGAACUAUCAACUGCUCCCAUGUUUUCGUUGUAGUCCACGAUGCACUUUGGUUUCAUUACUUUUUCUCCAUUUUUGCGCGAAAUCUCCAUCAUAUCGGCACUAUGGCAUGUUGUCAACAUGUGAACCUCUCAUCGAUCACACCACUUUAGCGCUAAUAAUUUUUCAGUCGACCUGAAAGUAGCUUCUCCUUUCUUCAGCUUUUCGUCCAUUUUGGGCAUUUGCUUCCUUGUUUUUCUGACUGUGCCACAUGCAUUUGUACCAUUGCUAUGUAGCCAUUCAAAAAGGGUAGGACUUGAGUACCAAUUAUCGAGAUAAACAGUGUGUCCUUUUUGCAAGUAUGGUUUCAGUAAUGUUGCCACAACAUUGCCAGAUUUUCCUUGGUUCAAUCCUGCCUCUUCAAUGUCAGACACAGCAUCAGUGUAGAUUAUAAAAUCUAGCACAAAACCAGUGUCACAAUCACACAAUACAAAUAUUUUUAUACCAAAACGACUUCUUUUUGAGGGAAUGUAUUGCUUGAAAAAUAAUCUUCCCUUGAAGAGCAGGAGACUCUCGUCAAUACACAAGUUGGCAAAUGGAUUCAUUGCAGAUCUGAAGGUCUCCCUGAGACUGUCAACAAGUGUGCGAAUUUUACCAAUCCUAUCACCAUUCACAGGAACUUUGUUGUCUGAAAAAUGCAAAAUUCUCAAUAAUAAAAGAAAACUGUCUCGGGACAUGAUUUCUGGGAAAGCUGGUGUUUUUAGAAGAGCGUCUCGGGACCAAUACUCGUUAAUGCUGAUUUUUUUUGUUCUUGGUAUAAGCAUGCAGACAGCUAAAAAUGUGUACAUUUCCUCCCAGUUGGUCUUUGCCCAUUUACUGAGGUGGGAAUGCUCAGAUGGAGAGGUGCUUUCAACAAUGAAAUCAAAGUACCUAUUAGUUUCUGUAGCAAUAUAAUAUGCUCCAUAACUGACUUUGAAAAAAAUGGUAAAAAAAAAAAAUCACUAACUUUUUCAGCUUCAGUCAAACAAGUUUGAUUACCAGAAUAUGUGUCUUCAAAAUAAUGAAUAUGAGGCACAUUUACCCUGUGUCCAAGCUAUUUCUUCUGGUCUUAUUUUUUUUGCUGUUGGUUUGUAUUCCUGCAAUUCAUAGCUCGUUUCACUUUCUGACUGAACUAGGGAAUCUUUGCUUCGCUGGUGAUUGUGUUGUCAACGUGGAAGGUCCUGGUUGUGAUUUAUCAGAUUCCCAACCAUCGUCCCUGCUUGAAAUGCUACUCACAUCGUCGCCAUCACUAUCUGCAAGCAUUGCUAGCAGCUCCUCAUUUGUGUAUUUUUUUCGAGCCAUGGGUAAAUACUACAAAGAACUAAAUCAAAAUUUUACAUACCGUUAUACAGAACCACUAAAAAUACGAUCCUCUUCAAAGAACCAAAAACAUGAUCUGGUAAUAAACAACUAUGAAUAACAAGUAGGCCUUCAGUUUACUCGUAAACAAUUCAAAACAGCGCGAGUUUCGUCAUUUCUGCGACCAAACAAGGCAUACACAAUAAGGUGUGAAAUUAUUUCCCGAGCUCGAAAAAACUAGUGAUGUAAGGGCUAUCUAUGUGUGAACAAAUAAAAUAACUGUCCGAGUUGUAAAGUACAAACACGACACAAUCGACUACAGUUCUCUCGAGCAUGCACACGCGAUGCGACACGAACACACACUGUUGGGAAAGAAAACAGUUACCGUAUCUAUACUCUCAAACCUCGAAUGCAGGCCACGAAGAUCGAUAAACACGACAUAAGUUACAGAAACGGCCACUAGAUAGUGUUGGUUUAUAGACGUACUUAUAGGUCUGUAGCAGUGAAAGCGAAAGUAGCAAGGCGAAUAUAGUCGUCCUUCGCACAGGCAGUGCUAUUUAGAUAGGACGGAUAUAUUCGUCCUUAGCACACACAGGACACAAUUUACAUACGAAUAUGGACACAAUUUACGUAUGAAUAUAUUCGUCUGUAGCAGUGAAAGGGUUAAAUAGUAUUCUAUCGUUCUAGCUAGCAUUCAGAACACAUGCUCCAGUUAAAAAAUUGAUCAUUGUGGCAUUCACAUCAAUUGACUGAAUAGAAUCACAACAAAUCUAUAAACAUCUGUUUUAGUUUAAUGUACAGGGCUUCAGUAGGCAUGGGUCUGCAUAAACCAUUCUACUCUUUAUAUUAUUCUUGUUAGGAAAUGAAUUAAAACCCUACAAUGUUGUAACAAAAAUUUUAGUAUUAGAUUAGUAUCUUAAUAAUUUAUAGGUUGGAGCUAACUACUGCCACCAAAAUAUGCGUGAAAAACUGUAUAGUGUAAAACCCUGAACCAUUCAAUAAAGAUCCUACUUCAAUAUUAAACCUAAUUUGAGGCAUAUAUCAAAGCAACAUUUCUAUAAGUGUAAGUUAGUAAUGUAGAAUGAUGCAAAGAAACCAAAAUAACCUAGAUUACAAAUUAAAAAUAAAUUUUAGUCCUCUAAGCUAAUGUCAUUAAAUGAAUCAAUUAUAAUUUUAACUAUUUGACAUAAAUUUUAUUUUGUCAUAACGCAUGCUAAAUUCAUUAAUUGGUUGGUUUUACCUUCUAACCAUGCAUCCUAAAAUAAAUAAAUGGGCUAUAAAACAGAACAUACAUUGUGACUAUAGAUUUUUUUUUCUCAGUGAAAGUAAUUUUCCACUGAUAUUGAGGCUGUGAAUUCUCUUUAAAAUACUUCUUUUUAUCUAAUUUAAAUUUUAAAAUUCAUAAAAAAAAAAAAAAAAUAAUUAAAGGAUUAUAUAGGGAUGGUUUAUACAUUCAAGAAGAAACAGUAUUAUGAGUUAUGGUUUAGACAAUGAUAGAAUAUUGAAAAGAAAACUUAAAUUUUUGAUGUAAGCUUAGUGAAAUAAACUGCAAUGUAGUAUCCGUGAGGUGUUUCUAAAUGAGUUUCACAUGCCUCAGGUACUAGCCAUGUAACCAGUUUCAGCACUGAAUUUGUUUUCAUCAGGUUUUUAAUAAAUCCUACUAAUGCUCAAAGUUCUUUAUUUUAGAUAUGAGUUACAGCAAAUUUUUCUUCCUGUAGCAUACAUAGUACACAUAGCUUGUAAAUGGUUUGAUAACAUAGAUGUUUUGUACCAGAUAUGUGUUUUAUAAUUUAUUUAGCUUAAUUUUCAGUUAUGACAUGUUCCACAAUUGUAGCUGUUUUGGUUUCUUUGAUGUAAGUAUACCUUGGAAUAAAAGCUCUGAUUUUUGGAACAAAUUGUUAAC
Messenger RNA from Bacillus rossius redtenbacheri, 9963 nucleotides. Its product is annotated as E3 ubiquitin-protein ligase Topors-like. Bases 204 to 2267 code for a protein of 687 amino acids. Gene Ontology annotation, molecular function: ubiquitin protein ligase activity; metal ion binding. The record is from RefSeq and is a predicted model, not a curated record. The transcript has 5 exons. Gene Ontology annotation, biological process: protein polyubiquitination; protein monoubiquitination. NCBI's taxonomy places the organism in Eukaryota, Metazoa, Arthropoda, Insecta, Phasmatodea, Bacillidae.